AUGACGGACUCACAAGAUUCUUCUUCAAGUUUAACAGAUGUUGAAAAUGAAGAUAAUGAAGUUUUGAAUGAUGAAGAAGUGGACGACGAUGAGGAAAAUCGCCAAUACACUGCUCGAGAUAAUGCUGAUGAUGAAUUUGUACUGUUUUCUGCUCGUAUACCGUUGAAAGAAAAUACACCACCGAGUGAUUUACAAGCAACUCACGUGAAUCAUUAUCAUGAUUUAGAACGUGUACAUGAAAAAUCAAAAGAUUUUUCUCUUACUCGACCAUCAACAAAUUGGUUAGCGUCAAAUGGUUUGCCAGCAUUGAAUUUAACACUGAAAGAUUUGUUAGAUAAAGGUCAGAUAUCGCGACCAGUGGGUGAUAAAACUGGUCGCGCUGUUCAACACAUUACAUUCGACGCGUUAACAAUCAAUGAUUUUGAAUGUCGUUUACAUACAGCAAUAGAAACAUUAUCAAACCGUAUCAAAUGGUUAUUACAAAAUAGUCGAAAAAUAUUCGGUGUUGUUCAAGGUUCAAAAACGCUUGUCGUAUUGGAUUUUAGUCAGAGUAACGCAAGUUUUGGUCGAGGAGAAGAAUAUCGGAAAAAUUUGCUACAAUUAAUUGAUGAGCAACUAAGUAAAAAACAACAACUGGGGUUUCUUGCCUAUGGUACAGAGGUAGAUGCAUUAUGGAAAGGUUUAAGAGAUGUAAAUGCAAGAUCAUUAGAUGAAUUAAGAAUGUGGAUAGCCGCACUCCAUGACUCAUUUGGUUGUAGUGAAAAUUGUACACAUAUGGAAACGACGUGUGAUAGAUCUACCGGGAAAAAAUGUGCUUUUAAAUCAAAUGGUGGAACACUCCGUCGUGUCGAAAUGAUUUCUGACUAUGACACGUUAUUAUUAAUAGUUGGCUCUUUACCAGAUCAAAAUAUUGAUAUUAUUGCCGAUUUUACAGCGCAAAUCAUUACUGGUUUAGAUAAGCCUCGUUUACACGCUGUCUCAUACGAUUGCAACCAUCAUCUGGUUAGUUCACUUUUGAAAACAAUCACAUCACCAGCAGAAAAAAGUGCUAUUGUGAAACCAACAAAUUUAACUACCACAAAUAAUACUAGUUUGACUCAAAUUGAGAAUAACGAUUUAUUAGAAGCAAGACAUACAUAUCAUUGUUAUUCUCGCGAUGAACCACAUCAAAUAUAUGCGAGUACAGAUAUUCGAUUACUUGUUCAAGAAAUUCAGCGUGCACACGAGUUGUUGCAACGUAUAAAUGAAAUGCGUCGUGGUGCACUUGGUUCAGCGUUAAUUAGCAUUGAAAACGAAUUAACGUUAGAAAUAGCACGAUAUCCACAAUCAAAGUUUUUACCAAGACCACCAAAUCAUGAGCAAGCGUUGAGAUUUCCUCAAUCUUAUAUUACUGCCUCACCGAUAUUAUAUAGUAAACAACGAGGUUCAUCGGGUCAUAGUAAUUCUGGCAGUGGUAAACAAUAUCAAUCACCUACUCGUGAGCGAUCGAAUGAACGACAAGCAAAAUCAGUUGUUCGUUUUAACGAUAGUGUGAGUGUUGCUGAGAUACAAUCCACAGCUGAGACAACUACUCGUCGUCGCUCCCAUGCGUCUACUAUUAGUCAAUUUUCUUCACAUAAAUCAGUUGCUACAACUGUAAAACAACGAAAGCAAAUUGCACAAAUGCCCGCGAUGCCAAGCAAUAAUCCUGUCAUUUAUCGUACUUCAGCUGAUUGGUUAAGACAACAUGGUUUAUUAGCAAAAAAAUUAACAUUAUUUCAAGUAUUGGCACCCAAUGCAUACUCAACAUGUGAAGAUUUUAUCCCAAUUUUAGGCAAAACCGUUCAAUCACAAGUGCUUGAACGGGCCAUGGUGCCCGUUGACUGGCACGAUGGUACUGUAAAAAAUGUUCAUGUCGAUUUAUCUGGUCUUUAUGAAUAUCAAAAACGAUUAAAAGCUAUUGUUGAAUUAUAUGAACAUCGUAUUGAGUGGUUAUGUUCAUCAUCGCGAAAAAUAUUUGGUACAAUUGUAGAAAAUAAUGUUAUAUUAUUAGUUGAUUGUUCUUUAGCAAAUAGAGAUUAUAUAAUUCAUAUACAACAUUCAUUACGUAUUCUACUUGAACAACAAAUGUUUGGUAGAUCUUUUUUUAAUAUAAUUGCAUUUGGUUGUGAUUAUGAAGAUCGUAAACAAACGAAUCGAAGUGGUUUUAUACGAUAUAAACCGACAAUGGUUCAACCAACAAUUGAAAAUUUACAAAAUGCAUGGGAAUGGGUAUUGAAACUAAAUUGUACGGGAACAAGAAAUUUAUUGUGUGCAUUGAGAUCAAUCUAUGAAAAUGAAGAAGAGAGAAAACAUGGUUUGUAUCCUGAUGGCAUAUAUCUGUUAACAAGUGGUGUACCCGAUCAACCGUUGGAUGUUUGUUGUGCCUAUGUAGAAGAGUCAAAUGUAGGAAAAUCCAUAUCAUUACAUACCAUUUUGUUUAAUAUCGAUGAUUAUAUUGAAACAUCAAAUAAUUUGGAAUCAACAUGUUUUCCAGGACGUUGGGCUACGGCUACAAAAACAGCUGAAUUUAUGAGAGCUUUGGCUAAAUGUUCUGGUGGACGAUUUUUAUGGUUUCGUGAGACAGGUAUUAUUGAAAGUGAUGAUUUAAAAUUAUUACAAAAUGAAAUUGAAAAAGCUUGCCAAUAUUCGGAGCAAGCAGCAAAUCUCGUUGAUAUUAUCAAAUCAAAAAGGCGAUUAAAAAAUGAUAAUAAUAAUAGUAUUGAACAAAAAUCCAAUGAUGAUGAUGUAGCAAAAAAAUUUAGCAAUGGACCACUGGUAGUAAGACAAACAGCAUUGAGUGCAGCUCGACAACAGUUACAUGACAAUAAUAUUGGUAACGAAGAUAAUAUGAAAAUUUUACCUUGGCGACCUACAAAUACGACAAAUCGAAGUUUAAUACCCGAAUGGCCGGAUGAGAAUUAUCGUUUAAAAGAAGAAAAUUCAUUUAAUUCAACACCAAAUCCGAAACGAAAUAAAUCUCGAUCAGAUAUUUUAUCAUCAAAACAAGAAUCAUUUUAUGUUGAUGGACAAACAAAUGCAAAAUUUAGCAUAAUGAAAAAUGAUUCUACAGCAUCAUCCACAUCAAAUACGAAGAAAUCAAAAUCUGUAAGAAAAUAUUGUCCAAGUAAUCUACUUCUUAUACCGUCAAGUGAUGAAAAUGAAACAACUCAUUCUUGGCUAAGAAAAUAUUCGCUCGCUCGUUUAAAACUUGAUCUACACAAAAUGGUUUCUGGUCCAGAAUGUCGACAUGAUACAAUAGCUGUGCCAAAUAUCAAAUUGACAUCAUCUGCUCGUUAUUGUGCUGUUUUUCCGAGUAUUAAUCUAAAAGGAAGUAUUAGACAUUUACAAUUGCGUCCAAGAGAAUUAGAUGAUUAUCGUCAAAGAUGUGAAUAUGUAUUAAAACGUUAUUUUAAACGAAUGCAAUGGUUACUAAGUGGUAGUCGAUUAACAUUUUCCACUAUUGUUCAUAAGAAAAUAUUAUUUUUAAUUGAUACCAGUGGUUCCAUGGAGACAUGUAUUGAUCAUCUGAAAAAAGAAUUAGCCGCAUUAAUAUGGGAUCAAUUUUAUUCAGAACAAAUAGAAUUUAAUCUCAUACAAUUUUCUGACAAUUAUCAACAAUGGCGUGAUGGUGGAUUGUUGUUAGCUACUGAAGAAAAUUGUCAUGAUGCUGUAGCUUGGAUAAGUACGCUGAAACCAAGUGGUAAUACAUGUACAGAUCGUGUGUUAAAAUAUGUCUUUGAAUUCAAUAAUCAAUUUCCAAUUGAAGCUAUUUAUUAUGUAUCCGAUGGAAAACCUGAUCAUAGUACAAGUUAUGUUUUAGAACAAGUAAAAUUAAUGAAUACAAUUCCAAAAUCGGUGUCAAUUAAUGAAAAUAAUACGUUAACAAACACAAAGAAGAUAUCAAUAAAUACAAUAUCAUUCAAUUGCCAGGAUGUGGCCGCUAAUAAUUUUCUCAAAACACUUGCGCAUGAGAACAAUGGACGUUAUCAUCGUCUCACCAUUAAUUCAAGAGAUGUACAUUUAUUUAUUCAUCGUUUACAACAAGAUAAAACGUAUGAUUUAGAAAUGGAUUCGAGUCUAUUACCAGAAUUAGAUGGUGAUGAUCUUAAGAGAUUAUUAAAAGAAAUGGAAAAGGCACGACUCUUCUUGAAACAAGCGAUUACCUUUCGAUCAUUAUAUGAUCAACAACAAUUGCAAAAUGAAAAUACUUUGACAUCAUCAAGAAACGAAGAUUUAAUUGUUGGACCAGCACGCGUACCGUCAGAUGCAUGUUUUACUAAAAAGUCAUCAACAACAAAUCUACAAUCAUCAUUUAAAAAUUGA
Molecule: messenger RNA, 4344 nt
Organism: Didymodactylos carnosus
Lineage: Eukaryota; Metazoa; Rotifera; Eurotatoria; Philodinida; Philodinidae
Source: the annotation of a GenBank genome assembly